AUCAAAACAUUGUAAAUGAUGGCUGCGGACACAGCUGAUGGAUUUCUUGGUGCAUUUCUCCGUCCCCUUAUGGGCGAUCUGCAAGCAGAGGAGAUCCAGCGACGAGUCAGUUACAAAGAGCAAAAACUAAGGGACUUGUUGAAUUCAAUAGAGCCUCAUGUUAUGCACGCACAGAGCAUUUUAGUCUGGGAGAAACCAGGUCAAUCGGCUGUCAUGUUAUUGGGAGUAAACGUUGUAUUUUGGUUGGCUACAACAACAUGCAUCCGUGCUUUCUGCCUUCUUGCAAUCACUGCAAUGUUGUUUUUCCUCUUGGAUACUUGGCAAAAUCAUAUAUGGCCAGAAAUAAAAGCCCCACCAUCCCCAGGAGAAGAUACUGACAGCUGGGUUUCCGUACAGCCUCACUUAAUGAGCGUGCCUGAGAUCAGUCGCUACGCAGCGGAAAUGUGGGUGACAGCAUCAGUUUAUUCUCAUCUGCUGUGGAAUAUGAGAAAAAGGCAUCCAGGAAAGUUUUGUAUUCUGAUAUGUACUGGGAGUUUCUGUUUGGCUGGCAUAGGGCACUAUAUCCCAGGGAUAAUGAUAUCUUAUAUAAUAGUGAUGAGCAUUUUGCUUUGGCCAUGUGUGGUUUACCAUAACUUGCUACAAAAAUUCUAUAUACACAUUGAGCCGAUGAUGAUGAAGAUGGAAUAUAAAUUGAAAAUUAGGAGGAGAAAAACUCGGAAAAGUCGUACAAAAUCGCCUGUUGAUCCCUCAAAGGAUCGAGCAGAGACGGACAGUGACAGUGAUAUAGAUGCUUUUACGCCAACCACUGAUCCAGAAAUAACAGCAGCACUCGCCAGGGCUAUCACAGACAGUGAGGAUGAGACGUCUUCGCCGUCAGUUCUCACUCCGAGGCUGUCGCGGGAGCCAUCCUUUGCCAAUAGUGACACAGAUGAGGUAGAAAGAGACAGAACCAUCCACGAGUCUUCACUCUUGCAUGGUUUACAACAGAUGCCUGCAUUUGAUGACAACAGCGUGGACGAGUCUUUGUCAGUCGGGUUACACUUUACCCCUAGAGAUGGCGCUGCUGUGGAUACUAUUGGUGCUGGGCAGACGCAAACCACCGCAGCAGCUGCAGCAGCCAUGACCUUUAUUUCAUCACAUUUCAAUCACGAAGAAUCGGAUGAUGAUGAAAUUGGAGGUUCAAUUGCUCAGGGACUAGUUUUCCCAGAUAUCGACGCCGCAGAUUUAUCGGACCGAUCUUCGCCAGUUGGAGAUGAUGCUCUCAUGGACGAUGGUGACCAUUCACCACAUGAAGCAGACGUCAGUGAGGACGAGGUAGACAGUAAUGUGGAAACUGCAAGUCAUGCUAAGGAGAAGGUCCGCAGCAAACAUGUCGCUCAGUCAGGAUUGGUUGGAAAAGCUGGCGACAUGGUUGGCAGGACUUUCAGCAGUGUUGCGUCCAGUGCUUGGGCGGGACUAAGUCGCCUCGGAGGAACUGUUCUUGAUGCCACGACUGGUUCGAAGGGAACAAAAGCGAAGCCUGCAGAGGCCAUGUCCAGAGAAAGUUCGAAUUCAGAUCUGGGUGACUUUGAAAUUUUAGAUGAGAUGGACUUGGAUAAUUAUGAGGAAGAAAAAAACAAAUAACCUCAUGUUUUAGAUAAUGAGGAUUUUUUUCUCUCAUAAGUCUUUUAUCACUGGAGGAUCCAGGAUUUUGUUAGGGGGAGAGGGAGAUAGAAAUAGAAAAUUAUGCCUCACCUCACUGAGCAGAAAAAUUUUAAAAAAUAACAGACCAUGACAAAUUUCAUUGAUAAUGUAUAGGGCAUGGGGGUGGAAUAAUUAUUUGGUCAUGUCUGGUUUUACUUGGGAAAUUCAUAUUUGAAAGAGGCAGAAGGUGUACCCCAGAUGCUGUGUGUGUGAAUGGGAGGGCCUGGUGGGGGGGAUGUACCAGCUUUGCCUUCACCCCAUGCCCACCCCCCUCUUGUCCCAGUUUUGCAAAAAAAAAUAAUAAUAAUUGAGUCAGUUUCGUGGCUUAGCUGACAAUGAUGUCCAUGAGAGUGCUGUAACACCUUUUCUGAUAGGGUAA
Messenger RNA from Lingula anatina, 2062 nucleotides. RefSeq lists its product as uncharacterized. Gene Ontology annotation, cellular component: membrane. The record is from RefSeq and is a predicted model, not a curated record. NCBI's taxonomy places the organism in Eukaryota, Metazoa, Brachiopoda, Lingulata, Lingulida, Lingulidae.